AUGAAAAUAAGUAGCAGUGUCGUUUUAUUGAGCUCUUGGCUGAUGUGUGCCGAAGCUCUGCAAGCGUAUAAAUGGUGUACUGGCCCAUUUCUAAGGGAUACUGUCAAGAAAUGUUCGGCGGAUCAUAAUGUGGGUGAAGAGGCUCUCCAAGAUUUCAUUUUCAUACGUCCGGCCAUGAAUGAAAAUUCCAAAUGCUUUCGGGCCUGCAUCUUUGAGGAGUGUCUUUUGUUCAAUAAACGUGGCCAUUUUCUGAAAAAUGUACCACAAACCACAGGCUGGAUGGCAUCGAGACGAAAUCCCUUUCACCGCGAGAUAGCCGAGCUAGCAGCUGCAUAUUGCGUAAAACAAGUUCCAAGUGAUGUCGAUAAAUGCGAGAGUACCGAGAUCUUUUAUAAAUGCAUUGCCGAGAGGGCCCCGGUGACAAUAACCUUUGAGGGAGCCAUGUAGAUGACAAGAAGUUCUUAAAUUG
Molecule: messenger RNA, 469 nt
Organism: Musca domestica (house fly)
Lineage: Eukaryota; Metazoa; Arthropoda; Insecta; Diptera; Muscidae
Exons: 5
Coding region: 1-447 (148 amino acids)
Molecular function (GO): odorant binding
Source: RefSeq, a predicted model, not a curated record